GAAAGUUAUUGAGAGACAACAACAUUAAAUCUCAAGUUUGAAAAGGCAAUUGCUUAGACAGAAAUUGUCAAAAAAUAAAACUUUUCAAAAAUUUAAAUCAAAGGAAUUUUCAAUUCUUUUUGGAAUGCAAAAUCAUAAAGAGAGGCAACCAUGGAAGAAAGAAGAGAAGAGAUUGGCCAUUAGCAUAUUUUUGCGUUCACCAUCUACUUAUAGAUACUUCCGCGAAAUAAUGAUUCUUCCCAGUGAAUCGACAAUUAGAAUGUGGCUUUCUUCGAAAAAAUGUCAUUCCACAGGUUUCAACAAAAAUCUUUUUGAAAAAAUUAAGAUAAAAGUUGACACCAUGUCAGACAUGGAGAAGGCUUGUGUAUUGAUGUUUGAUGACAUGUCAAUCAAACAAUGCCUCGAAUAUUCUCCUGUCUAUGAUAUUAUUGAGGGAUUCCAGGAUUUAGGCAGGCUUGGGCGAUCGAACAAAAUAGCCAAACAGGCAAGUGUUUUCAUGAUUAGAGGGUUAUAUUAUCAAUGGAAACUUCCCAUUGGCUAUUUUGUGUCGGAAAAAGGUUUGAAUGGGAGCGACUCAUCAUCAUCAAUAAAAUGUUGCAUUUCAAGUCUUGAAAAUAUUGGUCUUGCAGUGAAGGCCAUUGUCUGCGACCAAUCCACAACUAAUACGAGGGCCUUGAAGGAAUUGGGAGUAUCUAAGGAGGCCCCAUAUCUCUUGAAUGGCAAAGGAGAUAAGAUUUUUGCAAUAUAUGAUCCUCCUCACCUUUUGAAGACAUUGAGAAACAAUUUACUAUCUCAUGAUUUCAUAUAUGAGGAGAGGAGGGUCUCAUUUGAUGAUAUUGUGAAGCUGUUUGAGCUUGAGAGACAGAGUGGGACUAUAAGAGCUGCUCAUCAACUGUCCUCAGCUCACAUCUCACCCAACAACUUCCAGAAGAUGUCUGUCUCUCUAGCAGCUCAAAUUUUUAGUCACACAACUGCAGCAGCGCUCAAAACUGCCAUUGCAACUGGCCAAUUGACAACAUCAACUGCUCUAGAAACUGCAAAUUUCCUACAAAAAAUCAAUUCCUUGUUCGAUGCUAUGAAUAGCCGAACACUUUUUUCUAAAAAUCCCGACAACUGUGCAUUAAGCAAACAAAACCCAAAAUUAUUGCACUUUUCAAUGAAACCCUGGUUCUAUUCACAAAUUUAAAAAAAAUAAUGCCAGAUCCUCAAGACCGCCAUGUUUUGAUGGGUUUAUAAUAACUAUUACUUCCUUCCUGCAGCUUCUGGAAAGUGAAAAAUGCAAUUUUAUUCUUACAUCACGUUUAAAUCAGGACCCUCUCGAAAAUCUGUUUUCCUCAAUCCGUCAGAGAGGAGGAUUCAACC
This is a messenger RNA of Nilaparvata lugens (brown planthopper), 1362 nucleotides long. RefSeq lists its product as uncharacterized. Lineage: Eukaryota; Metazoa; Arthropoda; Insecta; Hemiptera; Delphacidae. The coding region runs from base 125 to 1186 and encodes 353 amino acids. The record is from RefSeq and is a predicted model, not a curated record. The transcript has a single exon.